Molecule: messenger RNA, 1395 nt
Organism: Rhodofomes roseus
Lineage: Eukaryota; Fungi; Basidiomycota; Agaricomycetes; Polyporales; Fomitopsidaceae
Product: Acetamidase/Formamidase
Exons: 16
Coding region: 1-1227 (408 amino acids)
Molecular function (GO): hydrolase activity, acting on carbon-nitrogen (but not peptide) bonds, in linear amides
Source: RefSeq, a predicted model, not a curated record
AUGGCCACAGCAGCGAACUCCGUGCCGCACCCCACGAUCAUCCCGGGUCUGCACAAUCGUUGGCAUCCUGACAUCCCGGCCUUUGCCACUGUGAAGCCCGGCCAGGUCUUCAAACUCGAAUGUAUCGACUGGACUGGUGCGCAGAUCGGCAACAAUGAUUCCUCGGACGACAUCAAGGACGUUGACUUGACGAAGAUCCACAACCUUUCUGGCCCUAUCGCCGUUGAAGGCGCAGAGCCCGGCGACUGCCUUGUGGUCGACAUCCUAGAUGUCACACCAUUCGAAAAGAUGCCCUGGGGCUACACCGGCAUCUUCGAGCUCGAGAACGGUGGCGGGCUGUUUGCUCGCGAGUUCCAAAGCAAAGCCGCCAAAGCGAUCUGGGACUUUCACGGCGUGUACGCUUCCUCGCGGCACAUCCCCGGCGUGCGCUUCGCGGGCGUGUCGCACCCCGGCCUGAUCGGGACAGCGCCCUCGGCGGAAUUGCUCGCGACUUGGACGGAGCGCGAGACAGGGUUGGUCGAGGCGAACCCCGGGGCGGUCCCCCCGGUUGCGCUGCUCCCGGUCGAGAAGGGCGCGUAUGUCGGGCAGGACUUGGCGGAGGAUGUGAGGAAGAAAAUCUAUGCGGAGGGCGCGAGGACGAUCCCCGGGAGAGAGCAUGGCGGGAACUGUGACAUCAAGAACUUAUCCAAGGGUUCGCGCUGCUACUUCCCUGUGUUCAUCAAGGGCGCGAACCUCUCAGUUGGCGAUUUGCACUUCUCGCAGGGUGAUAUGUCGUUCUGCGGUGCCAUCGAGAUGGCGGGCAUCAUCACGCUACAAACCAGCAUUAUCAAGGGCGGCGUCGAGAAGUUCGCUCUCAAGCAGCCCAUCUUCCUGCCAUCGCCGGUCGACCCGUUGUACUCGGCGAAGCUGGUCUUCGAGGGUAUCAGUGUUGAUCUCCAUGGUGACGGAAAGCAGUACGACAUGGACGCGACUGUGGCUUACAAGCAAGCGGCGCUCAACUGCAUUGCGUAUCUGAUGAAGCUUGGCUACACUCGUGAGCAAGCUUACCUCCUGCUAUCGGCCGCCCCUGUCGAAUCACACAUCGGCGCGAUCGUCGACUCCCCGAAUGCUUGCGUUACUCUUGCGCUGCCGCUUGGCAUCUUUCAAAAUGACAUCCUCCCUAGAGAUGAGGGUCUGACGAAGAGAGACUUCGGGCAAUGCGCCAUCCGAAGUGAUGGUGUCGUCUGAGGUCAGACUUUGUAUACAUGAUGGUUUGUUAUAUGUUUAUUGUCAUGUAUGCUGUAUGAAUGAUCAUCGUCUGAGCUAAACGGGGUUGGCUUUGGUCUUGCUUUCCUACUGUCCGACCAUGGCUUGCAUGGUGAUGACGAUGAUGAUGAAGUUCGCCGUUGGGCGUUG